AUGAAGGCUGCGAUUCUACUGUUUUGUCUUCUAGGAUCAACUCUGUCAUUACCGAUGCAGCUCAACCCUGCCCUGGUGCUUCCUCCUACUAAGCUUGUUCCAGAUCAGGCAACACUGCUAAAUCCACAGCAGCCAAGUCAGGUCUUCUCUUCUUUAAGUCUAAUUCCUUUGACACAUAUGCUCACACUGGGGUCAGACUUGCAACUGCUAAAUCCUGCUGCAGGGAUGCCGUCUGGUACACAGACCCUCCCACUGGCCCUGGGGGGACUGAAGGUACAGCAGCAGCUGCAACCACCAAUGUUACCAGUUAUUGUAGCACACUUUGGAGCCCAGGGUACUAUCCUAAGCUCAGAGGAACUGCAAGGGACCUCUCAAAUCUUAACAGGUCUUAUCUUCCAUCCCUUGUUCCCUGGAGCCAUCCUGCCCACCAGUCAGGCUAAUCCAGAUGCCCAGAAUGGAAUCCUUCCUGCAGGACAAGCAGGAGCAAAUCCUGCCACCCAGGGAACCCCGGAGGAUCCCUUCUCAACCCCUAGUGGCACAGAUGAUGACUUUGCAGCAACCACACCUGCUGGCAUCCAGAGGGGCAGGCAAACCACGGAGGAAACCCCCACAGGGUCACCCAAAGCCCUUGUGCCACAACUUUUGAGCCACUGCUCUAGAGCCCUGAAGCCGCAAUCACUGAAGAACGCAUGCCCUGGAGCCUGUGCUCCACAAGAGAAGCGGCGGCAACGAGAGGCAUGCGCGGAACUAGAGGGUAGCCCCUACUCACUACAACUAGCCCUUGCAGCAACAAAAACCAAGCACAGCCGAAAAAUUAACUAA
Messenger RNA from Budorcas taxicolor (takin), 822 nucleotides. It is a transcript of the gene AMTN, whose product is annotated as amelotin. Lineage: Eukaryota; Metazoa; Chordata; Mammalia; Artiodactyla; Bovidae. The record is from RefSeq and is a predicted model, not a curated record. Bases 1 to 822 code for a protein of 273 amino acids. Gene Ontology annotation, biological process: positive regulation of enamel mineralization; odontogenesis of dentin-containing tooth. The transcript is spliced from 8 exons. Gene Ontology annotation, cellular component: cell-cell junction; basement membrane.